Messenger RNA from Pediculus humanus corporis (human body louse), 3759 nucleotides. Its product is annotated as Phosphoinositide 3-kinase regulatory subunit, putative. Gene Ontology annotation, molecular function: ATP binding; protein serine/threonine kinase activity; protein binding. Lineage: Eukaryota; Metazoa; Arthropoda; Insecta; Psocodea; Pediculidae. The transcript is spliced from 18 exons. Gene Ontology annotation, cellular component: late endosome; phosphatidylinositol 3-kinase complex, class III, type I; phosphatidylinositol 3-kinase complex, class III, type II. The record is from RefSeq and is a predicted model, not a curated record. Gene Ontology annotation, biological process: late endosome to vacuole transport; macroautophagy; autophagy of peroxisome. The coding region runs from base 1 to 3759 and encodes 1252 amino acids.
AUGGGGAAUCAAUUAGUUGGAAUAGCACCAUCUCAAAUAUUUCCAGUUGAGCAUUACCUCACGGAUCAUUCCAAUUUAAAAUUUGAUGUCAACCUAGGCUCAACGAGAUUUUUCAAAGUCGCCCGUGCGAAAUCACAAGAAGGAUUGGUAGUUGUUAAAGUUUUUGUUAUUCAUGAUCCAUCAUUACCCUUAACAACAUAUAGAAAUGGAAUAGAAGACAUUAGGACCAAAUUAGCAUCUGCUGUUAAUUGUUUACCAUUUCAAAAAACAAUAUUGCAAGAUAGGGCUGGUUUUAUUAUUAGGGAAUAUGUCAAAAGUAGUUUAUAUGAUAAAAUUUCAACUAGGCCUUUUCUAACAAAUAUUCAAAAAAAAUUUAUGGCUUUUCAAAUUUUGUAUGCUUUGCAUCAAUGUCACAAGGUAGGAGUUUGUCAUGGAGACAUUAAAUUAGAAAACUUAAUGGUCACUUCUUGGAAUUGGAUAUUAUUGACUGAUUUUGCUAGCUAUAAACCAAGUUAUUUACCAGAAGAUAAUCCAGCUGAUUAUUCAUAUUUUUUUGACACAUCACGAAGGAGAACUUGUUACAUAGCUCCUGAAAGAUUUAAUAAUAAAUUAAGUAAAGGAAGUACAUUAUUCGAUGAAGGAUUAGUCAAAGGGGAAUUAACACCUGCCAUGGACAUUUUUUCAGCUGGAUGUGCUUUGAUAGAACUUUAUAACGAGGGUCAGCCACCUUUUACAUUAUCUCAGUUAUUAUCAUACAGAAUUAAUGAAUAUGAUCCAAAGAGACAUUUGGAAAAAAUUGAAGACAUAGGAAUUAGAAAUUUAUUAGCGCAUAUGAUUCAAAAAGAUCCAUCUGCGAGAAGUUCAGCCGAGAUUUAUUUGGAUCAAGCGAGGGGAACUGUUUUCCCCGAAUAUUUUUAUUCAUUUCUUCAAGGCUACAUGCUUAUGUUUUCUGCUGCUCAACCGAUUAUGUCUCCGGAUGAAAAAAUAGCUAGACUUAAAUCUGAUAUAAAUAAUGUGAUUGAAAUGCUUACUAAAGAGAAAGAACCGAAUAAUGAAAAUUCUUUGAAAGAAGGUUCAGAUGGUUUAGUUAUAAUUACAACAUUGGUAACAUCUUGCAUAAGAGCAUUACAUCAUUCCAAUUCGAAAUUACAAGCUUUGGAAGUUUUACUAGAGCUUGCCUCACAUUCUAGUACAGAAAAUAUUCUGGAUAGGAUAGUUCCUUACAUUUUUCAUUUAAUGCAAGAUCCCGUUCCGCGUGUAAGAAUAUUAUCAAUACACACACUAACCAAAGUUUUAGCCUUAGUUAAAAAUGUACCUUGCAGUGAUGCUAAUAUUUUUCCGGAAUACGUUCUUCCCGGUUUAGCUCCGUUAACGAACGAUCCGGUUAUACUAGUGAGAUCAGCUUACGCUCAAAACAUAGCAGACCUUGCCCAAAUCGCUCUCAGUUAUAUUGAAAACUCACGAGACUGUCAAUCGUCAAAACCCUCGGACACGCCUAAAUUAAGUUACGAAACUGAAUUAAGGAUAUUGCGGGAUAUGAUACAACAAACGGUUUCCUCAUUGCUUGCAGAUUCGGAAAAUAUUGUUAAAAUUACAUUAGCCGAAUAUGGAAUCACUAGAUUAUGCGUGUUUUUCGGAAAGCAAAAAGCCAACGACGUACUCUUAUCUCAUUUAAUAACAUUUUUAAAUGACAAAAAUGAUAAACAGUUGAGGGGUUCAUUUUUCGAUUGUCUCGUCGGUGUUGUUUCUUACGUUGGCGUUUACAGUUCGGCCAUAAUAACUCCAUUGCUUCAACAGGGUCUUUCAGAUCCCGAGGAAUUCAUUAUAGUCAAAUCAAUAAAUGCAAUGAAAGAGCUCACCAAAUUAAAUCUUUUGUGUAAAGCUUCUGUCUAUCAAUUGUUACAAGAUACGGCUUGCUUUCUAGUUCAUCCAAAUUUGUGGAUUCGACAUGCAGUCGCUGGUUUUAUAGUUUCUAUUGCUGUUGCUCUCGACACCGUAGAUGUUCAAUGUAAAGUAGUCAAUCAUUUAAGUAAUUAUUUUAAAUCUCCCGUCAUUCAAGUUAACAAAGAGUAUUUAAUACUGAAUGCACUGUUGGAUCCAGUACCGAGAGAAGUUUUCGACACCGUACUUAAGUGCCAAGACAUCGAAAUAUUAUUACAUACAUUACAAGAGAGACAAAAGGCUAGAAAUUUAGUUAAAGCCGGUCACGUACCGCAAUACAUAUCUAUUCCAUCUAUUUUCCGACGUUUGAUUUCGGAAGGAAUGAACGAUCUCGUUGAAGACCAAUUGAUUAGCAUGGGAAAACAUUUGUUGAAAAUGCACAAACACAAAAUGUUUUUCAACGAUGAUAAACAAAUCAAUCUUUCGGAAACGAAUGGAAAACUCGAUUUGAGCCUUUUAAAUGUUACUAUAAAUUCACAUUGUGUCAAUCUCAAAACUGAUGUUCAAAAAGAAUUUCAAGAUGCAAAUAAGAAAAGGAUGGAUAAAUGUAAUCGUUUGUCACCGGAACUUCAUUCAAAUAUCGGUAUGAAUUCUGAAUGGCAACACAUGUUUGGUACUGGAGACAUGGCUGCCACACAAAUUUCAAAAACGACGAUAACGUCGAGUAAUUUAGAAGUUCCAUCAUCUCCUCUUUAUUCUUUAAUUUCGGACACGGAUCAAAGUCUUCACGAAAAAUCAUACAUUCAAUAUAGAUGUGCUCCUUGUAAAUCCGAAUUGAGAAAAUUAAUUAGUAGAAAACAAGAAAUGUAUUUCAAGACUUCCAGGGCACGAGAAUUAGCCGAACAAACUGCUUGGGGACCACACAUUCCACCACCGGGUUGGAGGUUAAAGGGCACUUUGGUCGCUCAUUUACACGAGCAUAGAAGUUCUGUUAAUAAAUUGGUUCCUCUUCCUGGCAAAGGGAAAUUUGUCAGUUGUUCGAACGAUGGUUGCAUACGAUUAUGGGAUUGCAUUAAAAUGGAAGGGAAAAAUAUUGCCAACAGGUCUAAACUUUUAUACAAUCGACAAACCGGUGCCCUCAUGGGUUUGACCCUCUGCGAAAAUCACGAAUCUUUGGCUUCGGCAUCUGCCAAUGGAUCCGUAUUCGUCAUGCGUGUUGAAACGAGUUCGAAUAAAGUAUCUCUUUUACAUUCUAGACAAUUGGACAUACAGGAAGAUGGUUGCGCGGUAGACAUUAACUACUUGGACUCAGGAUCGCAAUCUGUUCUCGUGUAUGCCACAAUGUACGGAUCACUCGUGGGAUGGGAUCUCCGAAAACCGGGCACAGCCUGGAAGCUUGACAACGACCUCAAACAUGGCGUUAUAACAUCAUUUUGUCUUGAUUCUCAACAGUGUUGGGCUGCGGUCGCAACAUCGAGCGGAUAUCACACGGCUUGGGACCUUCGCUUUCAAUUAGCUGUAGCCAAUUGUGUUCAUCCAGCAGGUCGCGUUAGAAAAGUCGUUCGUCAUCCAACGGAAAAAUCAUGGAUUUUAUCCGCGGUGCAAGGAAACAAUGAAAUAUCCAUGUGGAACAUGGAAACACAAACGAGGCAGGGAGUACUUUGGGGAACCACGACUCCACCUCUGUCAAAAAGUUCGGUUAACGGACACAGCGUGUGCGCAAUGUACGCAGGAGAAAUGGACAGGUCUCCGUUUGUUUUUACCGGUGGAACGGACAUGAGAUUGAGAUAUUGGGAUUUAUCAAAUUCAACAAAUUCAUAUCUUGCUGUGCCUUCUGCUUUGGACGUCGUCAAUUCUUCCUCAUUCAGUUACGAGUAA